AUCUUGCUGUCAUUCGGUCGUUGCCACUCAUGUACAUCGGACGUGGUACACCUUUUGUUUGUUGGUAGGUGGUCAACAACCAGAAUGGCAUCUGUACAAUUCAGGCCUACGGAUGACGGUGCUACUUUAACAACCGAGAUGCUACCGUCGUUGAACGGGAAAGGGGUGGGGAGUCAACCCAAUGGCAAACCUAAUGGCGAGGUGAUGCGUUUAGAGCCUAAAAUUGGCCUUUUCAGUGGUGUGACGGUGAACGUUGGCUGUAUAAUCGGAUCAGGUAUUUUCGUAUCGCCAAAAGGAGUUAUAUUAAAUAUGGGAUCAGUAGGUGCUUCUCUUUUAAUAUGGACAUUUUCAGGUUUGUUUUCUAUGCUGGGGGCUCUGUGUUACGCCGAAUUGGGGCUAUCGAUACCAAAAUCCGGUGGUACAUACGCCUAUAUCCGAGAAGCGUUUGGAGAUCUUAUUGCGUUCCUGUAUGUAUGGCUCGGUUUGGUAGUUUUACUCCCAGUCACCUUUGCAGCUCUCGGUAUAAUAUUUGGACAGUACUUAUUGGAACCAGCCAUUGUAGCAAUGAACUGUACUGAUGUCGAUCUUACAGGCUGCACCCAGAUUCUUGCAAUACUCUGUGUAUCUAUUGUUUCGUACAUCAAUUGUCGUAGUGUGUCUCUGGCGGCACGGGUACAAGACGUCCUGACGGUAGUGAAGGUAUUGGCCCUUGCUGCUAUUAUCAUCAUUGGCGUUGUGGAACUCGCAAAAGGUAACACGGAAAAUUUUGAGAAUGCAUUUGAAGGAACAAAUUGGAUGGGACUUGGUGGUGCGCUUUAUUCGGGUCUGUUCUCCUACGCAGGAUGGUACAGUCUUAACUUCAUCGUAGAAGAAAUUAAAGAUCCUCCAAGAAACCUGCCGCGCGCAAUCGUCAUCUCUGUGUCCACGGUAACUAGUAUCUAUGUACUUGCGAAUUUAGCGUAUUUCACAGUUUUAACUCCUCAAGAACUGAUGCAAUCAAACGCUGUCGCUGUGACAUUCGGCAUCAAGGUGAUGGGCAAAUUCGCUUUGAUCAUGCCGAUAGCGGUUGCCUUGUCAACAUUAGGAUCAAUCAACGGAACUCUCCUCACCUCUUCUAGGUUGUUCUUUGCUGGGGCACGUGAUGGUGUUUUGCCAAAACUGAUCUCAAUGAUCAACGUUCGUUACAAGACACCGCUUCCGGCACUGUUCUUCGUGAGCGUGCUGUCUUUAGUGUACGUAUUCGUCAAGGACGUGUUCCAGUUAAUAAACUACUUCAACUUUGUCACUUGGACCUCGUCUGGAAUGGCAGUAUUAGGGUUGUUGUACCUCAGAUGGAAGCGACCUGAAUUGGAAAAGCCGUAUAAAGUAAACAUUGCCCUACCAAUCGCCUUUGUAAUAGCGUGCGGGACUCUGGUUACACUGGGCGCGAUCGCUGCCCCCAUGGACACUGCUAUUGGAGUAGCAAUAACAUGUACUGGAGUACCCAUAUAUUGCCUACUCAUUAAACCACGACACCUACCCAGGAUUCUGACGUUAUUUGUUGCUAAAUUCUCAACAGUAUUCCAGAGGUUGUUUUUAGUAACAGCCGAGGAAAAGUACGAGUAAACGCAAAAUAAUAGACAAUAAAACCAAGAAAAUACUACAAUCACACAAGAUAUAAACCUACACAUUUAAGUGUUAUUUACACUUAACGACUAAAACGCAAAGAAAUAGCCAAAAUAGAAGGAACGCAGAAAAUCAAAUUAAAGAAAAUGGUGCACAAAAACGUCCAAAUCGAUGCGGGUUGUUUUAUUAUUAGGACCUAUAUCAUUGCAGAACGUGUUCAUCAAUUAUGUUCAUAUGUUAACAUGUUGUUUUUUAUUCAAAACAAUUUUGAUGAACCUGUUAAAGAAUUAGUAAUUAGAAAGUAAAAUGAAAUUGCCGUUAUUUCAUUUUUAUUUAUUUUUCUAUUGGAUUUUGUUUGUAAGAUUAGGACAAAGUUAGUUUCUAUAAACUAUAGAGGGCGUACAACCACCAGCGGUCGAGAAGUUUUGUAGGCUUAUACAAAUAUGAAGCCAAGGAUCAGAUUAACACCUAAUAACAAUUCAU
Molecule: messenger RNA, 2088 nt
Organism: Anneissia japonica
Lineage: Eukaryota; Metazoa; Echinodermata; Crinoidea; Comatulida; Comatulidae
Product: Y+L amino acid transporter 2-like
Exons: 9
Coding region: 85-1605 (506 amino acids)
Biological process (GO): amino acid transmembrane transport
Cellular component (GO): membrane
Molecular function (GO): L-amino acid transmembrane transporter activity
Source: RefSeq, a predicted model, not a curated record